This is a messenger RNA of Coccomyxa subellipsoidea C-169, 902 nucleotides long. RefSeq names its product photosystem I reaction centre subunit VI. Gene Ontology annotation, biological process: photosynthesis. The record is from RefSeq and is a predicted model, not a curated record. Lineage: Eukaryota; Viridiplantae; Chlorophyta; Trebouxiophyceae; Coccomyxaceae. The transcript is spliced from 4 exons. Gene Ontology annotation, cellular component: photosystem I reaction center; chloroplast thylakoid membrane; photosystem I. Bases 11 to 412 code for a protein of 133 amino acids.
GGCACUCUCCAUGACCACCCUCAGGGCGAACACAUUCCUGGUGGGCAGCCCAGUGCGGCGACCGGUCGCCCGUGCACAGGCCAGGCGUACCUCGAACAGGCUGGCGACACCCGUGCAGGCAAAGUAUGGGAGCGACAGCGAGUACUUUGACCUGGACGACUUGGAGGACACCACCGGAUCCUGGGAGCUGUACGGUCAGGAAGAUGAGAAGAGGUACCCAUCUCUGCAGGCCGAGUUUUUCAACCGCGCUGCCGCGCCGCUGACUCGCCGCGAGUCUCUCCUAGCCUUCACCUUUGUUGGGGGCGCUGGCUCUCUUCUGCUGUGGGGCGCCAAGGGAUCCAAGGAUGUUGCCCUGCCCAUCCAGCAGGGUCCCAAGAAGGGCGGAGAGAAGGGGCCGCGCGGCAAGAUCUGAAAGGUUGCCGUACAGUCCAAGUCUACGUCCCUUUCGAGGGGAUAUCUGAUGACCGCAUCUGAUCACACAUGCGUCCACUUGUCUGUACCGUGCAUCACAAAAUACGCCUCGAGGGUAUUGUAUGGGCAUAGGUGAGAGAGUAUUUUGCACUGCCAUUGCAAAUGGCCUGUUGGUACAGCUGCUAUUGCAGCAGUAAGAGAAGACAAUUGCAAACUAUUGUAUCCGUGGCACAUGGUUUAUGGUCAUGACACACUGCUCUAUGCUCAGUUUGGCACGCAGAAUGUGUACUGCUGCAAUUGGAUUGUGAGCGUGUGCUUGGCCUGCCAAUGUUCCAACCUUCUACCAGUGGUGAUCUGCAGAGGCCACCACGCCGCUGUGCACCAGAUGCCCUGAGUCACCAAACUCCUGCACCGCACCCAAAUUGCUUCAGGGGUCACAUGGCAGUUUCCCUUCACGUCAAAACCCCUGGACCUUGAAAGAAUUCCAAACU